AGGCCGCGCGCGGGCAGGAGCAGGGCAUGCCGGGAGUUGUGGUCCCGGGGUGCUGAGGCUGUGGGACGUGUCGUGGCGCCGCGCCGGCUCCUCCUUCCCCUCCCUUCUCGGCGGUCCCCCGCCCCCUCCCUCCGUCUCCUCCUCCCUCACCCGCAGCCGAGCGCCCCCUCCCCCACCCGUCGGGCUCCUCGGCGGCUACUGCAGAGGAUUCAGAGCCGAGUCGCUGAGAAGGAGGAGGCUCCCGGUCCCUGCGCGCCAUCCGCCACCUUACUGGACACGGGCGAGGGAGCGAGAGCGUCGCCUCAGUAGCCUCCAGAGAAGACAAGGGCAUCGCCGCCUCAGCCGCCGCCGCCGCCGUUUUCGCCUACAGCGGCUCGUCGAUGGAGAAACAGGCUCAGAAAAGUUGAGGGACUUGACCAAAGUUACACAGCUGGAUCCUCAGUCUUCCACAAUGAACCCUGUUUACAGCCCCGUGCAGCCUGGGGCUCCUUAUGGCAACCCUAAAAACAUGGCCUAUACAGGUCUCUGGCUGCCAGGGAGAAGCUUGGGCCUUCACUGUCACCACAAGUGCUGUCACAAUUGUUACCCCACAGCCUACCCAGCAGCGGCGCCUGCCUACAAUCCCAGCCUGUACCCCACCAAUAGCCCCAGUUAUGCUCCAGAGUUUCAGUUCCUGCAUUCAGCUUAUGCAACUCUGCUGAUGAAACAGGCCUGGCCACAGAACUCGUCUUCCUGUGGCACUGAAGGCACCUUCCACCUCCCAGUGGACACCGGGACCGAGAACCGAACUUACCAAGCAUCCUCUGCGGCUUUCAGAUAUACUGCGGGGACUCCAUACAAGGUCCCACCAACCCAGAGUAAUACGGCUCCACCCCCCUACUCCCCAUCACCCAACCCCUAUCAGACGGCCAUGUAUCCAAUCAGAAGUGCCUAUCCCCAGCAGAAUCUGUAUGCCCAGGGAGCCUACUACACACAGCCGGUGUAUGCUGCCCAACCCCAUGUCAUCCACCACACCACCGUCGUCCAGCCCAACAGCAUUCCCUCUGCCAUCUACCCGGCACCUGUCGCUGCCCCCAGGACCAACGGUGUGGCCAUGGGCAUGGUGGCUGGCACCACCAUGGCGAUGUCAGCAGGUACCCUGCUGACUGCACCCCAGCACACCGCGAUUGGGGCACACCCUGUCUCCAUGCCAACAUACAGGGCCCAAGGGACCCCUGCGUACAGCUAUGUGCCCCCGCACUGGUAAAGCCUGCAGCCCAUGCAAAUCUGGAGUCACACAUUGUAUGCAACUACUCAAGUCUUACACAGGUGCUGGAGCAGUUCCCUACAGCACCACCUCUAUUUGCAAGAAGAGACAACGGAAGUGCAAGGGUCACUUUAUGCAUCUUAAUGGUUUUGGUUUUUAUUUUUGGUUUUUGUAAAAGCUGCUUUUUCUAAUCUCCUGCCUCUCCCUACUGUCCCUCUCUUAGCCACUGCCCUUCGGGCUCUACCCGCUCCUCUUACCUGACCAGGCACAUCCUCUCUGCUCUUCUUCUUUCCUUGCCCAAGCACCCAGUCCCUGGGGAUCCUAGUCUAGUGGCAGGCAGAGGGUGGGGUUUAUUGCAAUGGUUCAGCUGAAGGCACGAUUUCCUUUGAAGAGCAUAAGAGAUGUGGCCCUCGGGUCCAGGGUAAGAACUCAGAGCUGUUGAGCAGGCCACAACUCUGGGGGAUUGUUUCUUUUUUGAUUUUCUCAAGCAAGAUUAGUUUAGGACAUUACUAUGUCCUGACACAAAUGAAAUGUCUUCUGAGAACCAUUGCAACAGACCAAGAACAAAACCAUCUGAUUAGGUAGGAGUGUUCAUAGCAGCUUAAUACCCCAGGUGAGAACCUGGGAAAACCAGAUUCUUUCUUUGGGAAAACUUAGGGUGGGGCUAGGGGAGGGCACUGUGGGAAAGAAGAGGGAAGAGAGAAGAGAGAAGAGAGGUGCUUGCCUGCUGGCUUUGGUUUGUAAGGUCUCUGGCCAAAUUGUCUGCACCUGGACCCUCUGAUUUGCACAGUGAUGUUAACUGACCUGGCGCUUCCUCAGAAGGCGAUUUUGACCUCAGACCUGCCAAGCAGCUGCAAGGUGGUGGGAUCCCAGCCUCCCAAAGCCUUGGAAGGCCAGGUGCCCUGUGUAAUCCAGACCUUGGCCUCUGAGCCCUCAUGGACCCACUCUGAUGAGGAGCUUCCUCCUGAUUAGAAUGGGAACCUAUGGCAUUCUCUCCCUUCCCUCUGCCCUUCCCAGUGCCAGGGCUCACCCGUCUGUCCAUGGGGCAGGCAGGCAUCCCAAGCUCUUGGUUACCUUGUGCCAUUCAUGGCCAAAGUGAAGGAACCACAUUCCAGAUGGGUGCUGGCAGCUCUGAAGGUCAGGGUAGUGAAGGAAAAGCAAUAGCAAUAAACAUUUCAUAGACUCAUGGAACUGAAGGGACCUUAGCAAUCAUCUCAUCCAUUCCCCUAUUUGACAGAUGAGGAAGCUGAGGCCCAGAGAACAGGAAAGGACUUCCCUAGACCUCGCAGUAAAUUAGCAUUAAAUGCAGCCUUCCUACCUAGGGGCAUGUUGCCCAAAAUUUACAGAGGGAUGGAUCAGAUGGAUUGUCUUAGUUUUGUAAAAAUUAAGUCAGCAGCGCCCACACCUGGUGAGCUCUGGGCUUUUGUUUCUGCUCUUUUCCUCCACGGACUUCAAAGGCGGCGGUUGAAGACUGGGCAGAGGUCACUUGGGGGCAGAUGGCAGGAACAGAAAUUGCAAAUGAAGAAAUAGCAUUUGGAAGACAUCUGGAACUUUUGUCCUAUACCUGACUCCAGCCCUAGGAGAAGGAGCAGGUGGGCUGGCUAAAAAGGAGAGUAUCCAUGCUUUUAGGAUAGUAGCCCCUCAUCCUGAGAGGAGAGGAGGAUGAGGAUGAGGCCCAGGAGACAUGGGCUCUCCUGGGAGAAGGACCCCUGGGUCAGGAGGCCCCACUAGUCUCAGCCAGGAGCCGGGUUGCCCAGCACUGCCCCCCUGCACCCAGCACUUGGCUGGGCCAGCAGCCCCUCUGGGGGGGGUGCAGGAACAUUUUACUGUACAAAAUGAGAUCAUUGAUAAUAUUUUGGACUUUUAAAUAACUCUUUUUAUUUUAAAUUCGUGCAAACUUGGACAUACCCCUACCCCUACCUUCCCUGUCUCCCUAAAGGAGGAAAAAGUUAGGAAACCCUUGGGCCAGAAGGACCUCAGAGACUGGCUGGCUGUUCCCAGGAGGUCAAAGCCCAUCAGCAUCCUUGGCCCAGAGCCAGCAGUUGGGGGGCCCACGUUCUUGGCCUUCCAGGGAACUGCAAGACCAGUAAGGAGAAACCCAGCUGUUCUGAAUUGUCUGUUCUGGGGUGCUGAAGAGGUUUUGUUUUAAAACAACAGAAAGUUUUCCAGUGUUAAUUCAAUUUUUUGCAAAUACCUCCUCCUACUCUCUGGUUUAUAUAAGGGUGGGCGAAGGUUGUUUUAGAUUAUGUCAUAUGUGUUUGGAAAAUGCCAAAAUAAUAAUAAUGAAAAUAAUAAUAAUAGGAAUCCUUUGCAUUUGUCAGGUGCUUCGUAGAUUUCAGAGCACUUCACAGCCUUUAAUUUACUGGUUCUGAGAGGGAGACAGGGUCAGAGUUAUUACACCCAUUUGACAAAUGAGGAAACUGGUUCUAGAAGGAAGGGGAACUUGCCUAUAGUGAGGAGAAUGCUAGUGUCCUGACAGGCUUCCCUGAACCCUGCUGCCUCCAGGUGGGCUAGGGUAGAACCACAGAGAGGAGGGGAAGAGGAGGAGACCUAGGGCUGACCUUGUGACUUUUUUGUUCUUUCUACACCAGUAAGUAAAAACUAACAUCUAGUAUCUCACAGUUCACAAAGCAGUUUCACAUCCAUCCCUGGUUUAACCCUGUGAAAUAGAUUAUUCCUCCCAUUUGAUCCAUGAGGAAACUGAGACUCAGAAAAGCAAAGUGACUUGCUCCUAAGUGGCUGAGCCAUUUGAAUCCCAGUCCAUCUGCUGUCUCUUGCUGUCCAGUCUGACUCCACACACAGGCUCUUGGACUGAACUGUCUGUGCUCUGCACCCUCUCUUAGCCCUAGUAUGUCAUUCAAGAUCAAAGACAGGCCCCAAGGCAAAAACAAGGCCUGGAAAGGCUGUGGUCUCAAAGAACCCAGGCCCAGCACACUUUUUCAGUAUGAGCACCGGAGCCCCAGUUCAGCUGGCCUCAGCCUCUUGCUUUGAUGGAGAUCCACAAGCCUGGCCAAGCUUGGGGAGUCAUUGCAAAGGGACUGAGCCCAGGAGAGCGGGGGCAGUGGUGUGCCUCUGGUAGGAUGAGCACACCUGGUAGGAUCACUGCAUCUGUCAGGAGGUAUGAUGGGUAUCAUCCAAAGAUGCUGGAGGGCCCAGUGGUCAAGCUGGACAGAGGGUCAGAGCUGGGAGGGCCCUGUCAUUGUAGAGAGGACAAGGAGUGUGCCCACAUGACAUAGUGAGUGGCAGCACUGGCACCAGCAUGCAAACCCCUCUCUCUACCCCACUCCACUGCCUCUCCCCAGUACCACAGGCUUGGUGGCCAGGAUCAGGGGUACAAAUGGUUCCAAUCACCAGCCAACCCUCUUGGCUUCCCCCAAGUCUGCCUGACUCCCUUUGCUCGUUAGCCUGGGGCCUAGGAAGCUGGAGUCUGGAAGCUGGAGUGCCCUCAAGUGGUGAGAGCCUGAAACAAUCUUUCUACCAUGUUUUGAAAAUUAUUUAAUUUCUUCCCCAUGAGACAGGACAGUUGCUGCUGCUCCUCUCUCUCCUGGCAAUGACCCUAAAGUGCAUAUCUCCUUCCCUAAAUAUUGAACAAGAACACACACACCUGUCCAGAGUUUUUUUUGUGUACAAAGUACUUUGACAUUGAUUGCCAAAAUCCCCAUUUUAUAGAUGGAAAAAACU
This is a messenger RNA of Diceros bicornis minor, 4927 nucleotides long. RefSeq names its product family with sequence similarity 168 member A (gene FAM168A). The transcript is spliced from 11 exons. The record is from RefSeq and is a predicted model, not a curated record. Lineage: Eukaryota; Metazoa; Chordata; Mammalia; Perissodactyla; Rhinocerotidae. Gene Ontology annotation, biological process: positive regulation of base-excision repair. The coding region runs from base 452 to 1246 and encodes 264 amino acids.